UACAUGAGAUGUAAGUGAAUACGACCUUGUUGUCCUCAAGUGUCGUGCAUGCAUUUUGUGCACUUGUUCCGUUUGCAUGCACUCGCGCUUUCUCUCUCUCUAUAUUCCCAUCGUCUCUGUUUUCUCACUCUAGACCUGUAAAUACACAUAUCUGUAUCGUUGUGUCUAUUCAGUUUAAUUUAAUUGAAUUUAAACUCUGCCGAAAACAGAAGCCCCACCUGGGUCAUUGACUACCAACCGCCGCCGAAAGCAGCCCGUUGUUUUCUGGGCUCUCUUAUGUACUCCAAGGGUUUAUGAUUGAAGGAAUGAGUUUUGUUGAAAUGGGGUCAAGGAUUUGCAUGAAUGAGGUUUGCCGUACAACGACGUCGUCUGAAUGGAAGAAAGGUUGGGUCUUGAAAUCAGGUGGAUUUGCUACCCUUUGUAACAAAUGCGGAUCUGCUUAUGAGCAUUCAGUUUACUGUGAAACAUUCCAUCCGGAUGAAUCUGGUUGGAGGCAAUGCAGUAUAUGUGGAAAGCGUAUCCAUUGUGGAUGCAUUGCUUCGAGAGAUUUGCACGAGUACAUGGAUUCUGGAGGCAUAGGGUGCAUAAACUGUGUUAAGAGUUCGGAAAUUCAUUCAAUGCAAUCAAUGCAGAUCCAUGGUGAUGACAUUCCUAAUGCUACAUUUAUGACAAAUGGUACUGGAGCUUCGCAACUCAUGGUGGUUGAAAAUAGAAAGGAUGAUGAUAAUUAUGGUUUUGAGAGGCUCCUACAUUUGGCGAGGACUACAGGAGCCAGUAAAAUUGGGCAACUCUCUCACUCUCAUCAAGAUGGUUUAAAUGCAGCCCUUUCCGCGACCGACAAUACAUGCUUUGGGAAUCUCUCCCAAAAGUUGACUGGCUCUUCUGCGUUUAUGAGAACAGACUAUAGGAGACCAAUGCAUGGGGCUAAAGAAUUGUAUGAACCUUUGAACCAGCCGUCUCUAAAUUUCUCUUUGAGGCCUUCUUUAGUUACUUCGAAACCCAUGCCACAUUUUCCUAGUGGAAUUGUUGAAGGAAGUCAAUUGAACAUACGGGGGCCAAGGGCACGCGAUAUUUUGCCAAAGCCCCCAAAACCUAGUCCUGUUUUGGGUACUGAGACAAAAAAAGGAACUGCUUCACAGACACGUGUUGCGAGGCCUCCAGCUGAAGGGCGGGGCCGCAAUCAGUUACUUCCUCGAUACUGGCCAAAGAUCACAGACCAAGAACUGAAGCAACUAUCUGGAGAUUUGAAAUCCACUAUCGUUCCAUUGUUUGAGAAGGUUCUGAGUGCAAGUGAUGCUGGUCGAAUUGGUCGUCUGGUCCUCCCUAAAGCAUGUGCUGAAGCAUACUUCCCUCAUAUUAAUCAAUCAGAAGGUAUACCGAUUAGGAUUCAGGACAUAAAGGGAAAGGAGUGGACAUUUCAAUUCAGAUUUUGGCCCAAUAAUAAUAGUCGGAUGUAUGUCUUGGAGGGUGUGACCCCUUGCAUCCAAAAUAUGCAAGUACAAGCUGGUGAUACAGUAACGUUCAGUCGGAUAGAUCCUGGGGAUCAACUUGUCAUAGGAUGUCGAAAGGUUACAGACAAUGUUGAUACUCAGGAUCCCCAAACACCUGCACUUCCAAAUGAUGAUUCUCCUGGAGAAUCAUCUUUUUCUGGUCCUACAGACAAUCUGCUUUCAAACGGAGCUAAAACAAGUGAUGAGUCCAUGCAACAGAAUAAACCCGCAUCAGAGAAGAAGAAAACCCGAAAUAUGAAAAAUAAGAGGCUCCUCAUGCAUAAUGAGGAUGCUAUGGAGUUGCGGAUAACGUGGGAAGAAGCACAGGAUUUGCUUCGCCCCUCUCCAACUGUCCAACCCACAAUUGUCAUGAUCGAGGACCAUGCAUUUGAGGAAUAUGAUGAACCGCCGGUUUUUGGAAAGAGGACAAUUUUUACAUCUCAACAUUCUGGGGAGCAGGAACAAUUGGCUCAAUGUGACAUUUGCUCAAAAUGGCGGAGGUUGCCUGUGCAUGUUCUUCUUCCUGCUAAGUGGACAUGUUCAGAGAAUAUAUGGGACUCAAAUAGGUCUUCAUGUUCUGUUCCGGAGGACAUAAAUUCAAGUGAUCUGAGUGCUGCUUUUAGAGUUUGCAAGGAAUCUAAGAGGCGACGAGGUGCAGAUAACAAAACAUCCAAAGAUGGAGAACCUUCAGGGUUGGAUGCAUUGGCAACUGCUGCAGUUUUGGGAGAUAACAUGGAUGACUUAGCAGAGUCAUUAGUUGGAGCCACUACGAAACAUCCCAGACAUCGCCCAGGUUGCACUUGCAUUGUCUGCAUUCAGCCUCCCAGUGGAAAAGGUAAGCACGAGCCUACGUGUGAGUGCAACGUUUGUUUGACUGUUAAACGACGUUUCAAGACGCUCAUGUUGCGUAAGAAACAACGCCAAUCAGAACUUGCAGCUGAGCUUGUCCUCGGAAAGGAUGAGACUCAAGUCGACCUUAAAUCAGAAGACGAUGACAUUGCUGGGCACGCAUUGCUGCAGAUGAAUCUUCCGGAAAGCGAAAAAGGUAAGGACACAAACCCAAUGGACCUGGACGAUGGCAGCAAGGAACAAUUGGACUUGAACUGCCAUCCAGAUCGUGAAAAUGAACUAGUUGAGGCAGCCGGAAUGAGCUUGGCAACCCUAAUAAAAAAUGCUGACAUUCCAUCCGGGGCAGGUUUACAGAAGAACGAACUCCCAAGCUCAGAGCCUGAUUUACUCUCCCGAACUGCGAGUGAGAGUGGUGAAUGUAUCGUGGAUGAGGGGAAUAUCUUGUCUGGAGACGUCGAGCAGAAGAACAAGGGUGAAGAUGGUGAAUCUGGAACCGACUUGAACUGAUAUAUAGUUAUAUGUAUUAUUGUACUUGUUAAACUACAGAAUUGUCUUCUUGAAUGGCUCCGAAUCACAGUUGUUUUUGCUUUGAGUUAAACUACAGAAUUGUUUUUAUGAA
This is a messenger RNA of Olea europaea var. sylvestris, 2958 nucleotides long. Its product is annotated as B3 domain-containing transcription repressor VAL1-like. Gene Ontology annotation, molecular function: DNA binding; zinc ion binding. NCBI's taxonomy places the organism in Eukaryota, Viridiplantae, Streptophyta, Magnoliopsida, Lamiales, Oleaceae. Bases 294 to 2846 code for a protein of 850 amino acids. The transcript has 15 exons. The record is from RefSeq and is a predicted model, not a curated record.